CCCAGUCUAUCCCACUGAGCUGGUCAUAGGCUUGGACAUGUCCCAGGAUGUGGACCUGCAGGCGUUUAGAAGGAUGACCAGCAGCAUGUAUGACCUUUUGAAGGACAUCUCCAUCUCUGAAAGCAACUGCCCCAAGGGAGCACGUGUCGCAGUGGUCUCCUACAACGACAUCACCAAGCACCGUAUCCGUUUCUCAGACUACAGACAAAAGGCCAAGCUCUUGGAGUUGGUGAAUGGCACUACCCUCGAACGCAGCUCGAGCAGGCUCAAUAUUGGUCAGGCCAUGCAGUUUGUGGCAAGGCACUCCUUUAAGCGAACCAGAUGGGGCACACUGAUGAGGAGGGUGGCCAUCUUCUUCUCCAACGGCGCCUCUGAGGAUGCCACUGCCAUCAACACUGGCAUGCUGGAGCUCAAAGCCAAUGACAUCCAAACGGCAGUGAUUGCCCUUAGAAACACCCCUAAUGUCCAGCGUGCAUUUGAGGCAGAUGAAACAAGAAGCUUCAUAUUGCAAACUCUUCGAGAGGGACCGGACCAGUUAAGCCAGCUGACAAAGAUCCAGCGCUGUGCUAUCUGUUAUGAUUUUUGCCAACCUGAUCCAGAAUGCAGUGACAUCGACCUGCUAAGACUGAAUGUAGACUUGGAUCUUGAUCUAACGUUGCUGGUGGAUGGAUCUCGGACAAUGCAAGCAGACGAGUAUGUGGCAGUGAAGGAGCUCUUGGCUUCGGUUCUGGAGAAGAUACAAGUGAGCGAGCAGCCAGAGAGGUCAGACAAACAGGCCAGAGUGGCUCUGUAUCAAACGUCCCCCUCUUACCACCCAGAUGGACGGCUGGGAGAAGACAACCCUGUGCAGAGGGAGUUCGACUAUACGAGCUACACAAACACCGAGGACAUGAGGAAGCACCUCCUGGAGGACGUACACCAGCUCGGUGGCAUGGCGAGUCUGGGACACGCCGUCGAGUGGGUCAUCGACAAAAGCGCCGCGUCCCCGAGCCCGCGCAAGCACAAAAUGGUGCUGGCCGUAGUGGGCGACGAGACCAGCGAGGGGGACAGAGCCAAGCUCGAACAGGUCUCCAAGCUGGCCAAGUGUCAAGGAGUGGGGGUGUUCGCUUUGACAACCGGACGCAAGUACAAUGCCCAAGUGGAGAAGCUGGCCAGCCCCCCGCUGGAUCAGCACGUUGUCCACCUGGGGGAGGGGAACCUGGGACAGAAGGAGUACACUCGCCGCUUCCUGCAAGCUUUCUUGGGCACUCUGAAAAAGGGAUUAAAUAAUUAUCGUGAACCAAGGAUGUGUGUCGGUAGACCUGGCCCACAGGCAGCAGUUGGACCGAACAUUGAGAGUGUUCCUUUUCCUGUAUACCUGGAGGCAGAGGACCGGCUGCGUGACCAGAGGACUCCAAAAUACGUUCCUCCUGUAGAGAAUCUUGUAGUGACCAGGCCAGGAAGGACGAGAACAUCUGUUGGGACUAACUCACGCGCUCACGCUACAUACAGGAGAAGACGACCCAAGAAGAACGUAAUGGCAAAUGUGUGA
Messenger RNA from Sardina pilchardus (European sardine), 1531 nucleotides. RefSeq names its product collagen alpha-6(VI) chain-like. The transcript is spliced from 6 exons. The record is from RefSeq and is a predicted model, not a curated record. NCBI's taxonomy places the organism in Eukaryota, Metazoa, Chordata, Actinopteri, Clupeiformes, Clupeidae. Bases 38 to 1531 code for a protein of 497 amino acids.